Messenger RNA from Rhineura floridana, 2882 nucleotides. It is a transcript of the gene SPINT2, whose product is annotated as serine peptidase inhibitor, Kunitz type 2. Gene Ontology annotation, molecular function: serine-type endopeptidase inhibitor activity. The transcript is spliced from 7 exons. The coding region runs from base 83 to 868 and encodes 261 amino acids. The record is from RefSeq and is a predicted model, not a curated record. Lineage: Eukaryota; Metazoa; Chordata; Lepidosauria; Squamata; Rhineuridae.
GUGGCGAGGUGGGCGUGGCUCACCUGCGGGGUCUGAAGGCCGCAGCCGCGGCGAACGUAGUUUUCUUUGAGAGGCGGCCGCGAUGGGGCGGAGCCGACGAUGUGAGGCGAUGCUGGUGUUGCUGGUACUGCUGGUACUGCUGGGCCCCGCGGAGGCGCUGCCAGAGGUCUGCAGCUUGCCGAAAGUGGUGGGCCGGUGCCGGGCUGCCUUCCCCAGGUGGUGGUACAACACCACCAGCCAGGCGUGCCAGGAGUUCAUCUAUGGGGGGUGCAGAAGCAACGGCAAUAACUUCGUGACAGAAGAGGAGUGUCUCCAGAAAUGCGACACAGGUGGAGGUGGGGAGGCAGCAGAGAUCCCGUCGACCAGCCAGGGAGGGGCCAUGUUGCCUGCCACCGAGGCUGCUCCAACCUCUGGCCACCGCCAUGAGCCAGGAGAUGACAGAAUCGGCUUCAAAGAGUUCUGUGCUGCACCCCAGGCAGUGGGCCCCUGCCGUGCCUCCUUCCCACGUUGGUACUUUGACACUGAGACACGAACCUGCAAGAUGUUCAUCUACGGCGGCUGUGGCGGCAACAAGAACAAUUAUGUCUUUGAGGAACACUGCUUGAGCCAGUGCACCGGAGACGGAGCAAUAACUGAAGAGCCAGAGGAGCCAAAGACGCACUCCCACCUCUUCCCUGACCCCAUGAUCCACUCCACCAGAGCGGUGGUGCUUGCGGUGCUCCUAGCCCUGAUGGCAGCUGCCCUGCUGGGGUCCAUGGUGGUCUUCUUUGUCAAGCUCUGUAGGAGGAGCCAGGAGCUCUCACUGGGGACGGUGUGGAGCACGCUGGAUGACAAGGAGUACCUGAUGAGCAACGCCUACACCCUCUGAGAGUGCCGCAGAGCCACUCUCUUCUCUUGACUCUUCCCUCUGUAGGGCCAGCUUUGUAGGAACGCUCUGGGAUGAUAAACCUCUCCCAGGGAGGGCCGCCUUUUCUCAUGCCAUCGGUCUCUGUCCAAUUUUGCUCAUCCGUCUGUUCCUAGCACAGCUCUGUCAAAUAUGUCCACCGAAGGCUGCUCGGAAAAGUAGAAGGGGGGUUUUCUGGUGCCACAACUCACUGGGAAGGUUUGAUUCCUUCUGAGGGAGGGAGCCUGGGGUGCCUCUGACCAUGAAGUGGAUGGACGGGACUUUGCAAAUGCAGGUGCUGCUGCUGCGGAGAUGCUUGGGCUAUUGCCCCCCUGCAUGGCACAGCCUGCAAGUUGUACCGGGCGGGUGGAACUCCUUUCUGGUGGGCCCUGUCGCCACGGCUACUUCGCCUUCCCUCGGAUAUGUCCCAGUGAAGCUCCGGGUUAUGGGAGAUGAAUGUUCAAUGCUGGUGGAGCCCUGGCCCAGGCAAAGGGUUUUGUAGGGGUGGGGUGGGGUGGGGUGGGGUCCCUGGCUGAGUUAAGCUGUGAAUUCUCACGAUAGGGUAAAAAGGUGAAGGCUGGGUGCGGGGUGGAGAGAGAGGUUGGCAGGGGGGCACGCUUUCCUUUUAGAUUUUCCCCAGUGUAAAAUAUUGGUUGGAGGGGGUAGGGAAGAGUCUCCUUCUGAAUUCCCCACCCCCAGUGUUCACAGCUCUACUCCAAAGGCGGUGGGAAGGACCAGAGGUCAGUGUCCAUAGCUUAGGGUGGGGGUUUCUUAUGUUCAUCUGAGCUGAGUCUUGGGAGGAGAGUCCUGCACCUUGAUUGACCCAGGGCUGCCAGCAAGGGGUGGGUGUGGACUUUGAAGUGGCCUCUUGCUGGUGGGGGGAGGGGGGCUGCUUCCAAGAAGACUUCAGCAGAUUCCUAAUGCCCUCAGGCGGACCCCACUGAGCCCCACAAACAGACCCUAGCUGUUUCCCAGCUGCAGGCGCUCCGUUUGCCCGAAAGGGAUGUGAACUGCCCCUGCUCUCCACAGGAAGGCACUCUGUCAGCUGCUGAAUUGGUUGGACCCCUUCUGUUCCUCUGUUGUGUGAGGCUGGUUUCUCUUGAGCCCAAGAGGGUUCCCAGCAAGAUGGCACAUUCAGGGGUUUUGCUUGACUCUGCUGGCUAUCCCGUUUGUUUGUUCAUCUUGAGCGACUUCCAGUUUCAUGUUGGUUAGAGGAUGCCUUGCUCUGCUCUGUUCUCCCUCUGAGCUACCUGCUUCUUCCUGCAGCUUCUCCAUCAAGGCUGGCCUGUCCCCUUCUUCUGCAAUGUGUGCUUCUAUCCGAUCUUGCUCCAAUUCUCUAAGACAUGCAGCCUCUGCUCUCAAGAUUAACAGACAUGAUGGUUUCUAGUUGCUGACUCUUGUACCUGCCUGUCUGGUAGUCUAGGCUGUGUCUUCCUGCGCUGUAGCACAUGGUGUUCAGAAAAGGUGAGGCAGCUGUUCAGUUUGGCUGAAGCGAACUCAAAGCCGUUGGCUGUGGCAACAGUGUGUAACUCUGCUUGUGGUUUUGUGACUGACUGGACUGAGCAUUUCUAAAUCUUCCUGAUUUUUCAGUCCAUGGAAUCAGCAUGCUGGUGCUGCCUGGCAGGGAAACAGCGAGGGCACUUAGAGGCUUUGAGAAGACCGGUUCCAAAAAAAGUCUCUUCUUGCCUGUAUCCACAUUCUCUCCCCCCCAACCCCUCGGAGUUUCAGGGGCUGCCCUGCUCAUCUCCAGAGCAAGUUCCCUUUCUCUGUGGCCCGGCCUGCCUGCUGGCUGUGCCCUUUCCUGCCUCCAGCAGCUCACAUUCCCUGGAGAGGCAGACACGGAGCCUCACUGCCAUGGAGCAAAAUAUUAGUGUGUAGCAUGUAGUGGAUUUUUAUACUUUUUAAAAAUUGAAACUUGAUUGUGUGGAAUCUUUUGGAAUUGUUCUUUUAAUUGUCUUUUUAAUUCAAGAAGGGUUUUCAAUAAAACAGAUCAAACUUU